UAAACUCUCUUAUUAAAUGGUGAAAGAAAGAAACCGAUAAUAAUAAGAUGGAAAGCUAAAAAGAGAGAGAAAGAAAAGGCUCAACAGUCACAGUUAACAGUACACACACUCAGAGAGAGAGAGAGAGAGAGAAUGGGACAGGAAGAGGAAGACACGGUAGGAGUGGAGGAGGUGAAAGAGCAAGAGCAAGAGGAAGAGGAGAUUGGGACAUCGUCAUGGAACCAGAGGAAGCAAACCCAGAUAGUGCAACUUUCAGAGAAGCUUAUCCAUGGGGAUCUUGAAUCCCAAAUACAAGCUGCUAGAGAUAUCAGAAAGCUGGUCAGAAAGUCUUCUUCGUCUUCGUCACCAUCUUCUUCUUCAUCGGUGAAGACUCGUUCAAAGUUAGCAGCUGCUGGUGUGAUUCAGCCCCUUGUAUUCAUGCUUGUCUCUCCAAAUAUGGAUGCCAGAGAAGCCUCUCUUCUUGCCCUUCUUAACCUUGCUGUACGCAAUGAACGAAACAAGGUCAAGAUAGUCACAGCUGGUGCCAUCCCUCCUCUUGUGGAGCUCCUCAAAAUCCAAAACAGCAGUAUAAGGGAAUUAGCCACUGCAGCAAUCUUAACACUCUCAGCUGCUGCCCCAAACAAGCACACUAUUGUAGCUUCUGGAGCUGCACCUCUACUUGUUCAGGUCCUCAGUUCUGGAAGUGUUCAGGGAAAAGUUGAUGCUGUUACAGCCCUACACAAUCUCUCCACCUGCCCAGAGAAUUCCACUUCAAUUCUUGAUGCAAAAGCAGUUCUCCCUCUAAUUAACCUCCUUAAAGAAUGCAAGAAGUAUUCCAAGUUUGCUGAAAAAACUACAGCCCUACUUGAGAUUCUUUCUAACUCCGAAGAGGGACGAAUUGCAAUCUCAAAUUCUGAUGGUGGGAUUUUGACCCUUGUAGAGACGGUUGAAGAUGGAUCUCUUGUCAGCACCGAACAUGCAGUCGGAGCUUUGCUCUCUUUGUGCCAGAGCUGCCGGGAUAAAUAUCGGAAACUCAUUCUUAAUGAAGGUGCCAUCCCAGGCCUUCUGCGACUAACUGUAGAGGGGACAGCUGAAGCUCGGGAAAGAGCUCAUACACUUUUGGAUUUGCUUAGAGAUUCUCCCCAGGAAAAGAGACUAGCUUCCUCAGUUCUGGAGAGAAUUGUUUAUGACAUUGCUGCACGAGUUGAUGGAGCAGAUAAAGCUGCUGAAACUGCAAAGAGGCUGCUGCAAGACAUGGUUCAAAGAAGUAUGGAGCAUAGCUUGAGCUGCAUCCAGCAAAGGGCUGCAUCUUGUACACCUUCAGAUAUUCCAUCUUCAUAAUAUAAUCCUUUUUUCUUUUUUUCUUUUUUUGGGGGGUUGGGGAGGUUUAAGAAGAUAGUUUUACUCGAAACUGGGAUAGAGUUUUAAUCUGAAUAUGUUUUCUUUGGACAGUUAAAGCUCUUGUACCCGGCUAGAUGAUUAUUAAAACAAGUGGAAAUCGCUGGAGUAAAUGAAUUAGAUUUUACUGGAGUUAGCUUUCUGAGGGGUGAUCUAUUGACCUAGUGAGAGUGUUGUAUAUCUUGACUUUGAUCAUUUAUGUAUAGAAUCUCUCUGUGCUA
Messenger RNA from Quercus robur (English oak), 1598 nucleotides. Its product is annotated as U-box domain-containing protein 4. NCBI's taxonomy places the organism in Eukaryota, Viridiplantae, Streptophyta, Magnoliopsida, Fagales, Fagaceae. The transcript is spliced from 2 exons. The record is from RefSeq and is a predicted model, not a curated record. Gene Ontology annotation, cellular component: cytoplasm; nucleus. Gene Ontology annotation, molecular function: protein binding. Bases 133 to 1320 code for a protein of 395 amino acids.